Micropterus salmoides (largemouth bass) is the source of this 25888-nucleotide messenger RNA. It is a transcript of the gene ahnak, whose product is annotated as AHNAK nucleoprotein. Lineage: Eukaryota; Metazoa; Chordata; Actinopteri; Centrarchiformes; Centrarchidae. Gene Ontology annotation, cellular component: nucleus; cytoplasm; costamere. Gene Ontology annotation, molecular function: protein binding. Gene Ontology annotation, biological process: regulation of RNA splicing. The record is from RefSeq and is a predicted model, not a curated record.
UCCAACCACUCUGCUCAGCCCAGAGGAGCAGCCACACAGAAAAAAAGUUUUAAAUCAACUCAGAGCAGAGGAGGGAGGGAGAGAGGGGGGUGAAAACGCCCUGGAAACUUGGUUGACUGAGAAAUAGGAAAAGAGUGUCAGAAUCCUAACAGACAGCAAAGUUGUAACUGGAAGAAGUGCUUUUCUUGGGCUGGGGAGAAGUGGAGGGGACACGUUUUCAAGGAUGCUCAAGCUGGUGUGAGGCUUCUUGGGCGCAAAGACUGCGCACAGAAGUCAAGAAUACAAGUACCAGAGCAUCAGAUUGAAGCCCUUGGCCUUGCUUGAGCAAUCCAAGGAAAACCCAGAUACAGUUUCCAUCACACCAGAGGAAAUAAAUAGAGGAAAUCAAAAACAAGAUGGCUGAAGAGGAGGAAACCAGGGAGGUGCUCUUUCCAGAUUGGGAGGGUCCAGACAAAACUGGAUUGACCAUUGAACAGACAGGAGGAGAGAUCUUUGUGAAGGAGGUGAAAGGAGAGUCACCUGCAGCACGGUCUGGAAAAGUAUAUCAAGGUGACCAGAUUGUAGGCGCCACUGUCUACUUUGAUAACAUGAGCUCAGAAGAAACAGCUGAGCUACUGAAGACAUUAAACCGGCACAAGGUUGGACUGAAAUUACAAAACAAAGGAGAUAAAUCCCCUUACUGCUCGCCCUUGAGCACACCAUGUCGUUCACCAAUGGGAACCCUGACAUGGGAAGGGAAGACCCGGUUUGGAGGUUCCAGUCCAGACAUCAUCCUUAGUGGGGAUGAUGAUGACUAUAAAAGAAUAUACACAAAAAAGAUUAAACCAAGACUGAAGUCUGAAGACCUUGCAGAGGGAGUAGAUGUUCGCACGGAGCGGCACAGCAGCACAAGCAGCGAUGGCAGCACAAUUACUACCAUCACCCGCCGCAUCACUACCUACACUGUGGAUAUGCCAGGUGGCAUAAGUGAGCAACUUGAACUUUCAAGCCCAGAGUUCAAGGGGCUUAGGCACGAAUCUGGAGAUGGCUCUCCUCAUAUCAGAAUCUCACAUGGCAGCCCUUCAGGUAAAGUGGGAGCAGAAGAGGGAGUUUUUGAGUCAAGCAAUGUCUCUUACACUGGGCCCCAAGUUAGUUCCACAGAGACACGCUGGGGCAGUGGGGGAGUUCAGACGACAACAAUUAUAAGAGAGGGAGAAAGAGAAAGAGUUACAGGUCUCAAAUUUAAAGGGCCUAAUUUAGGAGUAGCAGGGGGUAAAGGCCAGGGAGGCUUUGAGAUCUCAAGAGGGAGUGGAGAGCAGGGAGAUGGAAGCAUUCAGGUGUCAGAAACAAGCACGACAUUAAGAGACAGCACAAACACUGGUAGUAGGCAUAUUACAUUUGGAGGGUUGGGAAAUGCAGAGGUAACCUCAACUGAUGAGAAUGGAGGGUCAGUUAGUCUGUUUUUACCAGGAAAAAGCAUGCAUAUUUUGACUUCAACCACAGAUAAAACACAGAAGGGAAGUAUUGAUUUAGGUGAGAGGACAAAGGUGAAAGUAUCUGAAACUACCAUCGGUCACCCGCAGGCAAAGGGAUCAGAUAGUAUUGGUAUGUCGAAUGUAAGACUUGGUGGAGGUCACAUAGGUACUGAUACUGAAUUGAGAGGUGGCAGGAUAGGAGGAUCAGCAAUAACAGUAGGCAGUGUUACCUCAGGUUAUUCCUCAGGGCCAGGCAAGAUUUCAGUGGCAGGUGUAGAUGUCAAUCUUACAGGUUCAAAGUUGAAAGGUGAGGUUGACCUGCCAAGCACAAUGGGAGGAAUAAAAGCAUCUGGUAUAGACACUGAUGUUCCAGGCUAUGAAACUGAGGGAAGUGUGAGUGGCAUAAAAACGUCAACCAUCAAGAUGCCCGUGUUUGGAAUGAAAGAAAUCAAGAAAGAGGGAACUAGUGUUGAAGUUAAACUAAGUGGUGAUGCGGAUAUGUCAGUACCUGUAACACAUGAAGAGGUGCAAAAACCAGAACUAGACAUCAAACGGACAGAUAUACAGAUCAAAGGUCCUAGUGCUAACAUUGCAGGGUCAGUUGGCAAUGUACAUGACAUUAAAGGUCCCACUAUAAAUAUUGAGGGGAAAGAAGGCGAUUUAAAAAUGCCUCAGAUAAAGACACUAUCAUUUGGGUCCACAGGACCAAAGGUUGCUGUUAAAGCUCCUGAGGUUGACAUUAAAGCACCAAAAGGUGAUAGUGGGGGCUCUGAUGUAAAAACUGAAAGUCUGAAAUUCAAGAUGGGUUCCAAAACAGGACCUACAAUGCCAGAAUGGGAUAUAAGUCUGAAAGAAACUAAACGGGAUGUGGAUGUGUCAGUUCCAAAGAUUGAGGGAGACACAACAAAACCUGCAGUUGAGAUCAAAGGAUCAGCAGUUGACAUCGAAAAACAUAAAGGUGGAUUUGAGAUGCCUAAACUCAAAAUGCCAUCAUUUGGCUUUACAGGUCCUAAGGCGGAAGCUACAGAUGUUGAUAUAAAAGUUACAAAAGCGGAAAUUGAUGUCAAGGCACCUGAGGUUCAUGUUAAAGCAUCCAAAGUUAAUGUUGAAAGCCCAGAUGUAGACAUAGACGCUCCCAAGGUGGACAUUGACAUUGAGGGACCUGAAGGUGGCUUUAACCAGCCAAAAUCUACAAUGAAAUCCACUGGCCUGAAAGGUCCGAAGCUUGAAGGAGGUGUGACUGUAUCUGUACCAAAGAUUAAGGGAGACAUAAAAGCACCUGGAAUUGACAUCAAAGGUCCACAAAUUGAUAUUACAGGGACAAAUGGUGGUGUUGAAAUUCCAAAAAUCAAAAUUCCUGAAGUGGAGCAUGAAGUACCAGAUGUUGACAUUGAGGGACAUAAAAGUGGAUUUAAAAUACCUAAAGUAAAAAUUCCAUCAUUUGGAAUUAAAGGUCCAAAAGUGGAGGGGCCAGAAGUCAACGUUGUUUGUCCAAAAGCUGACAUGAAUGUGAACGCUCCUGAAGUGGACAUUGAGGGCAGUGGUAAUAUGAAAGGAUCAAAAUUCAAAGUGCCAUCACUUUCAGGACAGAAAAUCUCCAUGCCAGAUGUGGAUUUACAUGUCAAAGGGCCCAAACUCAAAGGUGAUGUGGAUGUGUCAGGGCCAAAGAUUGAAGGGGACAUAAAAACACUUGAUGUUGAUGUUAAAGUUCCGGAGGUGGAUAUAGAGGGUCCAAAAGGUGAAUUUGAAAUGCCGAAAAUCAAAAUGCCAUCAUUUGGCUUCAAAGGUCCAAAAGGGGAGGGUCCAGAUGUUGAUAUAAACCUUCCCAAAGGAAACAUUGACAUGAAAGCCCCUGCUGUUGACAUUAAAGGGCCAGAGGUUGACAUAGAAGGACCGGAUGCAAAACUGAAAGGAACCAAAUUCAGCAUGCCAACAAUUUCAGGACCGAAACUUUCCAUGCCAGAUGUGGAUUUUAAUUUGAAAGGUCCAAAACUCAAAGGUAAUGUGGAUAUGUCAGCGCCAAAGAUCAAAGGAGACGUUAAAACGCCUGAGUUUGACAUCAAAGGUCCACAGGUUGAUAUUGAAGGUCCAAAAGGUGGAUUUGAAAUGCCUAAAAUCAAAAUGCCAUCAUUUGGCUUUAAAGGUCCAAAAGUGGAGGGUCCAGAUGUUGAUAUAAACCUUCCCAAAGCAAAAAUUGACGUGAAAGCACCUGCUGUUGACAUUAAAGGGCCAGAGGUGGACAUCGAAGGCCCAGAUGCAAAGCUCAAAGGAACCAAAUUCAGCAUGCCAACCAUUACAGGACCAAAACCUUCCAUGCCAGAUGUGGAUUUAAAACUGAAAGGUCCCAAACUCAAAGGUGAUGUGGAUAUGUCAGCGCCAAAGAUCGAAGGAGACAUUAAAACACCUGAGUUUGACAUCAAAGGUCCACAGGUUGAUAUUGAAGGUCCGAAAGGUGGAUUUGAAAUGCCUAAAAUCAAAAUGCCAUCAUUUGGCUUUAAAGGUCCAAAAGUGGAGGGUCCAGAUGUUGAUAUAAACCUUCCCAAAACAAACAUUGACGUGAAAGCACCUGCUGUUGACAUUAAAGGGCCAGAGGUGGACAUCGAAGGCCCAGAUGCAAAGCUCAAAGGAACCAAAUUCAGCAUGCCAACCAUUACAGGACCAAAACCUUCUAUGCCAGAUGUGGAUUUAAAACUGAGAGGUCCCAAACUCAAAGGUGAUGUGGACAUGUCAGCGCCAAAGAUCGAAGGAGACAUUAAAACACCUGAGUUUGACAUCAAAGGUCCACAGGUUGAUAUUGAAGGUCCGAAAGGUGGAUUUGAAAUGCCUAAAAUCAAAAUGCCAUCAUUUGGCUUUAAAGGUCCAAAAGUGGAGGGUCCAGAUGUUGAUAUAAACCUUCCCAAAACAAACAUUGACGUGAAAGCACCUGCUGUUGACAUUAAAGGACCAGAGGUGGACAUCGACGGGCCGGAUGCAAAGCUAAAAGGACCCAAAUUCAGCAUGCCAACCAUUUCAGGACCAAAACUUUCCAUGCCUGAUGUGGAUUUCAAGCUGAAAGGUCCCAAACUCAAAGGUGAUGUGGAUAUGUCAGCGCCAAAGAUCGAAGGAGACAUUAAAACACCUGAGUUUGACAUCAAAGGUCCACAGGUUGAUAUUGAAGGUCCGAAAGGUGGAUUUGAAAUGCCUAAAAUCAAAAUGCCAUCAUUUGGCUUUAAAGGUCCAAAAGUGGAGGGUCCAGAUGUUGAUAUAAACCUUCCCAAAACAAACAUUGACGUGAAAGCACCUGCUGUUGACAUUAAAGGACCAGAGGUGGACAUCGACGGGCCGGAUGCAAAGCUAAAAGGACCCAAAUUCAGCAUGCCAACCAUUUCAGGACCAAAACUUUCCAUGCCUGAUGUGGAUUUCAAGCUGAAAGGUCCCAAACUCAAAGGUGAUGUAGAUAUGUCAGCGCCAAAGAUCGAAAGAGACAUUAAAACACCUGAGUUUGACAUCAAAGGUCCACAGGUUGAUAUUGAAGGUCCGAAAGGUGGAUUUGAAAUGCCUAAAAUCAAAAUGCCAUCAUUUGGCUUUAAAGGUCCAAAAGUGGAGGGUCCAGAUGUUGAUAUAAACCUUCCCAAAACAAACAUUGACGUGAAAGCACCUGCUGUUGACAUUAAAGGGCCAGAGGUAGACAUUGAAGGCCCAGAUGCAAAGCUCAAAGGAACCAAAUUCAGCAUGCCAACCAUUACAGGACCAAAACUUUCCAUGCCAGAUGUGGAUUUAAAACUGAAAGGUCCCAAAAUCAAAGGUGAUGUGGAUAUGUCAGCGCCAAAGAUCGAAGGAGACAUUAAAACACCUGAGUUUGACAUCAAAGGUCCACAGGUUGAUAUUGAAGGUCCGAAAGGUGGAUUUGAACUGCCUAAAAUCAAAAUGCCAUCAUUUGGCUUUAAAGGUCCAAAAGUGGAGGGUCCAGAUGUUGAUAUAAACCUUCCAAAAGCAAACAUUGACGUGAAAGCACCUGCUGUUGACAUUAAAGGGCCAGAAGUUGACAUAGAAGGACCGGAUGCAAAACUAAAAGGACCCAAAUUCAGCAUGCCAACCAUUUCAGGACCAAAACUUUCCAUGCCAGAUGUGGAUUUCAAUUUGAAAGGUCCCAAACUCAAAGGUGAUGUGGAUAUGUCAGCGCCAAAGAUCGAAGGAGACGUUAAAACACCGAAGGUUGACAUGAAAGGUCCAGAGGCUGAUAUUAAAGGGCCAAAGGGUGGAUUUGAAAUGCCUAACAUCAAAAUGCCAUCCAUUUCAGGACCCAAGAUGCCAGAUUGGGAUAUUAAUUUGAAAGGACCCAAAAUAAAGGGAGAUGUCGACUUAUCAGCUCAAAAGAUUGAGGGUGACAUAAAAGCUCCCAAGGUUGACAUUGAAGGACCUGAUGUUGACAUCGAGGGCCACAAAGGAGGAUUUAAAAUGCCUAAAUUUAAAAUGCCAUCCUUUGGGCUGAAAGGCCCAAACGUUGAAGGGCCAGAUGUUGAUGUCAGCAUGCCGAAAGCUGAUAUUGAUAUCAAAGCACCUGAUGUUAACAUUACAGGACCAGAGGUUGACAUAGAAGGACCGGAUGCAAAACUGAAAGGACCCAAAUUCAGCAUGCCAACAAUUUCAGGACCAAAACUUUCCAUGCCAGAUGUGGAUUUCAAACUGAAAGGUCCCAAACUCAAAGGUGAUGUAGAUAUGUCAGUGCCAAAGAUAGAGGGAGACAUUAAAACACCGAAGGUUGACAUUAAAGGUCCAGAGGCUGAUAUUAAAGGGCCAAAGGGUGGAUUUGAAAUGCCUAAUAUCAAAAUGCCAUCAAUAUCAGGACCCAAGAUGCCAGAUUGGGAUAUUAAUCUGAAAGGACCCAAAAUAAAGGGAGAUGUCGACGUGUCGGUUCCAAAGAUUGAGGGUGACAUAAAAGCUCCCAAGGUUGACAUUGAAGGACCUGAUGUUGACAUCGAGGGCCACAAAGGAGGAUUUAAAAUGCCUAAAUUUAAAAUGCCAUCCUUCGGGUUGAAAGGUCCAAAUCUCGAAGGGCCAGAAGUUGAUGUCAGCAUGCCGAAAGCUGAUAUUGAUAUUAAAGCACCUGAUGUUAACAUUACAGGACCAGAGGUUGACAUAGAAGGACCGGAUGCAAAACUGAAAGGACCCAAAUUCAGCAUGCCAACAAUUUCAGGACCAAAACUUUCCAUGCCAGAUGUGGAUUUCAAACUGAAAGGUCCCAAACUCAAAGGUGAUGUAGAUAUGUCAGUGCCAAAGAUAGAGGGAGACAUUAAAACACCGAAGGUUGACAUUAAAGGUCCAGAGGCUGAUAUUAAAGGGCCAAAGGGUGGAUUUGAAAUGCCUAACAUCAAAAUGCCAUCAAUAUCAGGACCCAAGAUGCCAGAUUGGGAUAUUAAUCUGAAAGGACCCAAAAUAAAGGGAGAUGUCGACGUGUCGGUUCCAAAGAUAGAGGGUGACAUAAAAGCUCCCAAGGUCAAUAUUGAAGGACCAGAUGUUGACAUUGAGGGCCACAAAGGAGGAUUUAAAAUGCCUAAAUUUAAAAUGCCAUCCUUCGGGGUGAAAGGUCCAAAUCUCGAAGGGCCAGAAGUGGAUGUCAGCAUGCCGAAAGCUGAUAUUGAUAUUAAAGCACCUGAUGUUGACAUUAAAGGACCAGAGGUUGACAUAGAAGGACCAGAUGCAAAACUGAAAGGACCCAAAUUCAGCAUGCCAACAAUUUCAGGACCAAAACUUUCCAUGCCAGAUGUGGAUUUCAAACUGAAAGGUCCCAAACUCAAAGGUGAUGUGGAUAUGUCAGCGCCAAAGAUCGAAGGAGACAUUAAAACACCGAAGGUUGACAUUAAAGGUCCAGAGGCUGAUAUUAAAGGGCCAAAGGGUGGAUUUGAAAUGCCUAACAUCAAAAUGCCAUCAAUAUCAGGACCCAAGAUGCCAGAUUGGGAUAUUAAUCUGAAAGGACCCAAAAUAAAGGGAGAUGUUGACAUGUCAGUUCCAAAGAUUGAGGGUGACAUAAAAGCUCCCAAGGUCGAAAUUGAAGGACCAGAUGUUGACAUCGAGGGCCACAAAGGAGGAUUUAAAAUGCCUAAAUUUAAAAUGCCAUCCUUUGGGCUGAAAGGCCCAAACGUUGAAGGGCCAGAUGUUGAUGUCAGCCUCCCAAAAGCUGAUAUUGAUAUUAAAGCCCCUGAAAUGGAAAUCAAAGGACCAGAAAUGGACAUUGACAGUCCAAGUGGAAAAAUCAAAGGACCCAAAUUCAGCAUGCCAACCAUUUCAGGACCAAAACUUUCCAUGCCAGAUGUGGAUUUCAAUUUGAAAGGUCCCAAACUCAAAGGUGAUGUGGAUAUGUCAGCGCCAAAGAUCAAAGGAGACAUUAAAACACCGAAGGUUGACAUUAAAGGUCCAGAGGCUGAUAUUAAAGGGCCAAAGGGUGGAUUUGAAAUGCCUAAUAUCAAAAUGCCAUCAAUAUCAGGACCCAAGAUGCCAGAUUGGGAUAUUAAUCUGAAAGGACCCAAAAUAAAGGGAGAUGUCGACGUGUCAGUUCCAAAGAUAGAGGGUGACAUAAAAGCUCCCAAGGUCGAUAUUGAAGGACCAGAUGUUGACAUCGAGGGCCACAAAGGAGGAUUUAAAAUGCCUAAAUUUAAAAUGCCAUCCUUUGGGCUGAAAGGCCCAAACGUUGAAGGGCCAGAUGUUGAUGUCAGCCUCCCAAAAGCUGAUAUUGAUAUUAAAGCCCCUGAAAUGGAAAUCAAAGGACCAGAAAUUGACAUUGACAGUCCAAGUGGAAAAAUCAAAGGACCCAAAUUCAGCAUGCCAACGAUUUCAGGACCAAAACUUUCCAUGCCAGAUGUGGAUUUCAAUUUGAAAGGUCCCAAACUCAAAGGUGAUGUAGAUAUGUCAGCGCCAAAGAUCAAAGGAGACAUUAAAACACCGAAGGUUGACAUUAAAGGUCCAGAGGCUGAUAUUAAAGGGCCAAAGGGUGGAUUUGACAUGCCUAAUAUCAAAAUGCCAUCAAUAUCAGGACCCAAGAUGCCAGAUUGGGAUAUUAAUCUGAAAGGACCCAAAAUAAAGGGAGAUGUCGACGUGUCAGUUCCAAAGAUAGAGGGUGACAUAAAAGCUCCCAAGGUUGAUAUUGAAGGACCAGAUGUUGACAUUGAGGGCCACAAAGGAGGAUUUAAAAUGCCUAAAUUUAAAAUGCCAUCCUUUGGGAUGAAAGGUCCACAUCUCGAAGGGCCAGAAGUUGAUGUCAGCCUCCCAAAAGCUGAUAUUGAUAUUAAAGCCCCUGAAAUGGAAAUCAAAGGACCAGAUAUUGACAUUGACAGUCCAAGUGGAAAAAUCAAAGGACCCAAAUUCAGCAUGCCAACAAUUUCAGGACCGAAACUUUCCAUGCCAGAUGUGGAUUUCAAGCUGAAAGGUCCCAAACUCAAAGGUGAUGUGGAUAUGUCAGCGCCAAAGAUCGAAGGAGACGUUAAAACACCGAAGGUUGACAUUAAAGGUCCAGAGGCCGAUAUUAAAGGGCCAAAGGGUGGAUUUGAAAUGCCUAACAUCAAAAUGCCAUCAAUAUCAGGACCCAAGAUGCCAGACUGGGAUAUUAAUCUGAAAGGACCCAAAAUAAAGGGAGAUGUCGACGUGUCAGUUCCAAAGAUAGAGGGUGACAUAAAAGCUCCCAAGGUCGAUAUUGAAGGACCAGAUGUUGACAUCGAGGGCCACAAAGGAGGAUUUAAAAUGCCUAAAUUUAAAAUGCCAUCCUUUGGGCUGAAAGGCCCAAACGUUGAAGGGCCAGAAGUUGAUGUCAGCAUGCCGAAAGCUGAUAUUGAUAUCAAAGCACCUGAUGUUGACAUUAAAGGACCAGAGGUUGACAUAGAAGGACCGGACGCAAAACUGAAAGGACCCAAAUUCAGCAUGCCAACCAUUUCAGGACCAAAACUUUCCAUGCCAGAUGUGGAUUUCAAACUGAAAGGUCCCAAACUCAAAGGUGAUGUGGAUAUGUCAGUACCAAAGAUCGAAGGAGACGUUAAAACACCGAAGGUUGACGUUAAAGGUCCAGAGGCUGAUAUUAAAGGGCCAAAGGGUGGAUUUGAAAUGCCUAACAUCAAAAUGCCAUCAAUAUCAGGACCCAAGAUGCCAGAUUGGGAUAUUAAUCUGAAAGGACCCAAAAUAAAGGGAGAUGUCGACGUGUCAGUUCCAGAGAUUGAGGGUGACAUAAAAGCUCCCAAGGUCGAUAUUGAAGGACCAGAUGUUAACAUCGAGGGCCACAAAGGAGGAUUUAAAAUGCCUAAAUUUAAAAUGCCAUCCUUUGGGCUGAAAGGCCCAAACGUUGAAGGGCCAGAUGUUGAUGUCAGCCUCCCAAAAGCUGAUAUUGAUAUUAAAGCCCCUGAAAUGGAAAUCAAAGGACCAGAUAUUGACAUUGACAGUCCAAGUGGAAAAAUCAAAGGACCCAAAUUCAGCAUGCCAACCAUUUCAGGACCGAAACUUUCCAUGCCAGAUGUGGAUUUCAAGCUGAAAGGUCCCAAACUCAAAGGUGAUGUGGAUAUGUCAGUGCCAAAGAUCGAAGGAGACAUUAAAACACCGAAGGUUGACAUUAAAGGUCCAGAGGCUGAUAUUAAAGGGCCAAAGGGUGGAUUUGAAAUGCCUAACAUCAAAAUGCCAUCAAUUUCAGGACCCAAGAUGCCAGAUUGGGAUAUUAAUCUGAAAGGACCCAAAAUAAAGGGAGAUGUCGACGUGUCAGUUCCAAAGAUAGAGGGUGACAUAAAAGCUCCCAAGGUCGAUAUUGAAGGACCAGAUGUUGACAUCGAGGGCCACAAAGGAGGAUUUAAAAUGCCUAAAUUUAAAAUGCCAUCCUUCGGAGUGAAAGGUCCAAAUAUUGAAGGGCCAGAAGUUGACGUCAGCAUGCCGAAAGCUGAUAUUGAUAUUAAAGCACCUGAUGUUGACAUUAAAGGACCAGAGGUUGACAUAGAAGGACCGGAUGCAAAACUAAAAGGACCCAAAUUCAGCAUGCCAACAAUUUCAGGACCAAAACUUUCCAUGCCUGAUGUGGAUUUCAAGCUGAAAGGUCCCAAACUCAAAGGUGAUGUGGAUAUGUCAGCGCCAAAGAUCGAAGGAGACAUUAAAGGUCCAGAGGCUGAUAUUAAAGGGCCAAAGGGUGGAUUUGAAAUGCCUAACAUCAAAAUGCCAUCAAUUUCAGGACCCAAGAUGCCAGAUUGGGAUAUUAAUCUGAAAGGACCCAAAAUAAAGGGAGAUGUCGACGUGUCAGUUCCAAAGAUUGAGGGUGACAUAAAAGCUCCCAAGGUCGAUAUUGAAGGACCAGAUGUUGACAUCGAGGGCCACAAAGGAGGAUUUAAAAUGCCUAAAUUUAAAAUGCCAUCCUUUGGGAUGAAAGGUCCAAAUCUCGAAGGGCCAGAUGUUGAUGUCAGCCUCCCAAAAGCUGAUAUUGAUAUUAAAGUCCCUGACAUGGAAAUCAAAGGACCAGAAAUUGACAUUGACAGUCCAAGUGGAAAAAUCAAAGGACCCAAAUUCAACAUGCCAACUAUUUCAGGACCAAAACUUUCCAUGCCAGAUGUGGAUUUCAAUUUGAAAGGUCCCAAACUCAAAGGUGAUGUGGAUAUGUCAGCGCCAAAGAUCGAAGGAGACAUUAAAACACCAAAGGUUGACAUUAAAGGUCCAGAGGCUGAUAUUAAAGGGCCAAAGGGUGGAUUUGAAAUGCCUAACAUCAAAAUGCCAUCAAUAUCAGGACCCAAGAUGCCAGAUUGGGAUAUUAAUCUGAAAGGACCCAAAAUAAAGGGAGAUGUCGACGUGUCAGUUCCAAAGAUAGAGGGUGACAUAAAAGCUCCCAAGGUCGAUAUUGAAGGACCAGAUGUUGACAUCGAGGGCCACAAAGGAGGAUUUAAAAUGCCUAAAUUUAAAAUGCCAUCCUUUGGGCUGAAAGGCCCAAACGUUGAAGGGCCAGAUGUUGAUGUCAGCCUCCCAAAAGCUGAUAUUGAUAUUAAAGCCCCUGAAAUGGAAAUCAAAGGACCAGAAAUUGACAUUGACAGUCCAAGUGGAAAAAUCAAAGGACCCAAAUUCAGCAUGCCAACGAUUUCAGGACCAAAACUUUCCAUGCCAGAUGUGGAUUUCAAUUUGAAAGGUCCCAAACUCAAAGGUGAUGUAGAUAUGUCAGCGCCAAAGAUCAAAGGAGACAUUAAAACACCGAAGGUUGACAUUAAAGGUCCAGAGGCUGAUAUUAAAGGGCCAAAGGGUGGAUUUGACAUGCCUAAUAUCAAAAUGCCAUCAAUAUCAGGACCCAAGAUGCCAGAUUGGGAUAUUAAUCUGAAAGGACCCAAAAUAAAGGGAGAUGUCGACGUGUCAGUUCCAAAGAUAGAGGGUGACAUAAAAGCUCCCAAGGUUGAUAUUGAAGGACCAGAUGUUGACAUUGAGGGCCACAAAGGAGGAUUUAAAAUGCCUAAAUUUAAAAUGCCAUCCUUUGGGAUGAAAGGUCCACAUCUCGAAGGGCCAGAAGUUGAUGUCAGCCUCCCAAAAGCUGAUAUUGAUAUUAAAGCCCCUGAAAUGGAAAUCAAAGGACCAGAUAUUGACAUUGACAGUCCAAGUGGAAAAAUCAAAGGACCCAAAUUCAGCAUGCCAACAAUUUCAGGACCGAAACUUUCCAUGCCAGAUGUGGAUUUCAAGCUGAAAGGUCCCAAACUCAAAGGUGAUGUGGAUAUGUCAGCGCCAAAGAUCGAAGGAGACGUUAAAACACCGAAGGUUGACAUUAAAGGUCCAGAGGCCGAUAUUAAAGGGCCAAAGGGUGGAUUUGAAAUGCCUAACAUCAAAAUGCCAUCAAUAUCAGGACCCAAGAUGCCAGACUGGGAUAUUAAUCUGAAAGGACCCAAAAUAAAGGGAGAUGUCGACGUGUCAGUUCCAAAGAUAGAGGGUGACAUAAAAGCUCCCAAGGUCGAUAUUGAAGGACCAGAUGUUGACAUCGAGGGCCACAAAGGAGGAUUUAAAAUGCCUAAAUUUAAAAUGCCAUCCUUUGGGCUGAAAGGCCCAAACGUUGAAGGGCCAGAAGUUGAUGUCAGCAUGCCGAAAGCUGAUAUUGAUAUCAAAGCACCUGAUGUUGACAUUAAAGGACCAGAGGUUGACAUAGAAGGACCGGACGCAAAACUGAAAGGACCCAAAUUCAGCAUGCCAACCAUUUCAGGACCAAAACUUUCCAUGCCAGAUGUGGAUUUCAAACUGAAAGGUCCCAAACUCAAAGGUGAUGUGGAUAUGUCAGUACCAAAGAUCGAAGGAGACGUUAAAACACCGAAGGUUGACGUUAAAGGUCCAGAGGCUGAUAUUAAAGGGCCAAAGGGUGGAUUUGAAAUGCCUAACAUCAAAAUGCCAUCAAUAUCAGGACCCAAGAUGCCAGAUUGGGAUAUUAAUCUGAAAGGACCCAAAAUAAAGGGAGAUGUCGACGUGUCAGUUCCAGAGAUUGAGGGUGACAUAAAAGCUCCCAAGGUCGAUAUUGAAGGACCAGAUGUUAACAUCGAGGGCCACAAAGGAGGAUUUAAAAUGCCUAAAUUUAAAAUGCCAUCCUUUGGGCUGAAAGGCCCAAACGUUGAAGGGCCAGAUGUUGAUGUCAGCCUCCCAAAAGCUGAUAUUGAUAUUAAAGCCCCUGAAAUGGAAAUCAAAGGACCAGAUAUUGACAUUGACAGUCCAAGUGGAAAAAUCAAAGGACCCAAAUUCAGCAUGCCAACCAUUUCAGGACCGAAACUUUCCAUGCCAGAUGUGGAUUUCAAGCUGAAAGGUCCCAAACUCAAAGGUGAUGUGGAUAUGUCAGUGCCAAAGAUCGAAGGAGACAUUAAAACACCGAAGGUUGACAUUAAAGGUCCAGAGGCUGAUAUUAAAGGGCCAAAGGGUGGAUUUGAAAUGCCUAACAUCAAAAUGCCAUCAAUUUCAGGACCCAAGAUGCCAGAUUGGGAUAUUAAUCUGAAAGGACCCAAAAUAAAGGGAGAUGUCGACGUGUCAGUUCCAAAGAUAGAGGGUGACAUAAAAGCUCCCAAGGUCGAUAUUGAAGGACCAGAUGUUGACAUCGAGGGCCACAAAGGAGGAUUUAAAAUGCCUAAAUUUAAAAUGCCAUCCUUCGGAGUGAAAGGUCCAAAUAUUGAAGGGCCAGAAGUUGACGUCAGCAUGCCGAAAGCUGAUAUUGAUAUUAAAGCACCUGAUGUUGACAUUAAAGGACCAGAGGUUGACAUAGAAGGACCGGAUGCAAAACUAAAAGGACCCAAAUUCAGCAUGCCAACAAUUUCAGGACCAAAACUUUCCAUGCCUGAUGUGGAUUUCAAGCUGAAAGGUCCCAAACUCAAAGGUGAUGUGGAUAUGUCAGCGCCAAAGAUCGAAGGAGACAUUAAAGGUCCAGAGGCUGAUAUUAAAGGGCCAAAGGGUGGAUUUGAAAUGCCUAACAUCAAAAUGCCAUCAAUUUCAGGACCCAAGAUGCCAGAUUGGGAUAUUAAUCUGAAAGGACCCAAAAUAAAGGGAGAUGUCGACGUGUCAGUUCCAAAGAUUGAGGGUGACAUAAAAGCUCCCAAGGUCGAUAUUGAAGGACCAGAUGUUGACAUCGAGGGCCACAAAGGAGGAUUUAAAAUGCCUAAAUUUAAAAUGCCAUCCUUUGGGAUGAAAGGUCCAAAUCUCGAAGGGCCAGAUGUUGAUGUCAGCCUCCCAAAAGCUGAUAUUGAUAUUAAAGUCCCUGACAUGGAAAUCAAAGGACCAGAAAUUGACAUUGACAGUCCAAGUGGAAAAAUCAAAGGACCCAAAUUCAACAUGCCAACUAUUUCAGGACCAAAACUUUCCAUGCCAGAUGUGGAUUUCAAUUUGAAAGGUCCCAAACUCAAAGGUGAUGUGGAUAUGUCAGCGCCAAAGAUCGAAGGAGACAUUAAAACACCAAAGGUUGACAUUAAAGGUCCAGAGGCUGAUAUUAAAGGGCCAAAGGGUGGAUUUGAAAUGCCUAACAUCAAAAUGCCAUCAAUAUCAGGACCCAAGAUGCCAGAUUGGGAUAUUAAUCUGAAAGGACCCAAAAUAAAGGGAGAUGUCGACGUGUCAGUUCCAAAGAUAGAGGGUGACAUAAAAGCUCCCAAGGUCGAUAUUGAAGGACCAGAUGUUGACGUCGAGGGCCACAAAGGAGGAUUUAAAAUGCCUAAAUUUAAAAUGCCAUCCUUUGGGCUGAAAGGCUCAAAUGUUGAAGGGCCAGAUGUUGAUGUCAGCCUCCCAAAGGCUGAUAUUGAUAUUAAAGCCCCUGAAAUGGAAAUCAAAGGACCAGAUAUUGACAUUGACAGUCCAAGUGGAAAACUGAAAGGACCCAAAUUCAGCAUGCCAACAAUUUCAGGACCGAAACUUUCCAUGCCAGAUGUGGAUUUCAAUUUGAAAGGUCCCAAACUCAAAGGUGAUGUGGAUAUGUCAGCGCCAAAGAUCGAAGGAGACAUUAAAACACCGAAGGUUGACAUUAAAGGUCCAGAGGCUGAUAUUAAAGGGCCAAAGGGUGGAUUUGAAAUGCCUAACAUCAAAAUGCCAUCGAUUUCAGGACCCAAGAUGCCAGAUUGGGAUAUUAAUCUGAAAGGACCCAAAAUAAAGGGAGAUGUCGACGUGUCAGUUCCAAAGAUAGAGGGUGACAUAAAAGCUCCCAAGGUCGAUAUUGAAGGACCAGAUGUUGACAUCGAGGGCCACAAAGGAGGAUUUAAAAUGCCUAAAUUUAAAAUGCCAUCCUUCGGAGUCAAAGGUCCAAAUAUUGAAGGGCCAGAUGUUGAUGUCAGCAUGCCGAAAGCUGAUAUUGAUAUCAAAGCACCUGAUGUUGACAUUAAAGGACCAGAGGUUGACAUAGAAGGACCGGACGCAAAACUGAAAGGACCCAAAUUCAGCAUGCCAACAAUUUCAGGACCAAAACUUUCCAUGCCAGAUGUGGAUUUCAAACUGAAAGGUCCCAAACUCAAAGGUGAUGUGGAUAUGUCAGUGCCAAAGAUCGAAGGAGACAUUAAAACACCGAAGGUUGACAUUAAAGGUCCAGAGGCUGAUAUUAAAGGGCCAAAGGGUGGAUUUGAAAUGCCUAACAUCAAAAUGCCAUCAAUAUCAGGACCCAAGAUGCCAGAUUGGGAUAUUAAUCUGAAAGGACCCAAAAUAAAGGGAGAUGUCGACGUGUCAGUUCCAAAGAUUGAGGGUGACAUAAAAGCUCCCAAGGUCGAUAUUGAAGGACCAGAUGUUGACAUCGAGGGCCACAAAGGAGGAUUUAAAAUGCCUAAAUUUAAAAUGCCAUCCUUUGGGCUGAAAGGCCCAAACGUUGAAGGGCCAGAUGUUGAUGUCAGCCUCCCAAAAGCUGAUAUUGAUAUUAAAGCCCCUGAAAUGGAAAUCAAAGGACCAGAAAUUGACAUUGACAGUCCAAGUGGAAAAAUCAAAGGACCCAAAUUCAGCAUGCCAACAAUUUCAGGACCAAAACUUUCCAUGCCAGAUGUGGAUUUCAAUUUGAAAGGUCCCAAACUCAAAGGUGAUGUGGAUAUGUCAGCGCCAAAGAUCGAAGGAGACAUUAAAACACCGAAGGUUAACAUUAAAGGUCCAGAGGCCGAUAUUAAAGGGCCAAAGGGUGGAUUUGAUAUGCCUAACAUCAAAAUGCCAUCAAUUUCAGGACCCAAGAUGCCAGAUUGGGAUAUUAAUCUGAAAGGACCCAAAAUAAAGGGAGAUGUCGACGUGUCAGUUCCAAAGAUUGAGGGUGACAUAAAAGCUCCCAAGGUCGAUAUUGAAGGACCAGAUGUUAACAUCGAGGGCCACAAAGGAGGAUUUAAAAUGCCUAAAUUUAAAAUGCCAUCCUUCGGGGUGAAAGGUCCAAAUCUCGAAGGGCCAGAAGUUGAUGUCAGCAUGCCGAAAGCUGAAAUUGAUAUCAAAGCACCUGAUGUUGACAUUAAAGGACCAGAGGUUGACAUAGAAGGACCAGAUGCAAAACUGAAAGGACCCAAAUUCAGCAUGCCAACAAUUUCAGGACCGAAACUUUCCAUGCCAGAUGUGGAUUUCAAACUGAAAGGUCCCAAAAUCAAAGGUGAUGUGGAUAUGUCAGCGCCAAAGAUCGAAGGAGACGUUAAAACACCUGACUUUGACAUCAAAGGUCCACAGGUUGAUAUUGAAGGUCCGAAAGGUGGAUUUGAAAUGCCCAAAAUCAAAAUGCCAUCAUUUGGCUUCAAAGGUCCGAAAGUGGAGGGUCCAGAUGUUGAUAUAAACCUUCCCAAAGGAAACAUUGACAUGAAAUCACCUGCUGUUGACAUUAAAGGGCCAGAGAUUGACAUUGAACGACCUGAUGCAAAGCUCAAAGGACCGAAAUUCAGCAUGCCAACCAUUUCAGGACCGAAACUUUCCAUGCCAGAUGUGGAUUUCAAUCUGAGUGGACCCAAACUCAAAGGUGAUGUAGAUCUGUCAUCUCCAAAGAUAGAGGGAGACAUUAAAACACCUACGGUUGACAUUAAAGUUCCAGAGGCUGAUAUUAAAGGGCCAAAGGGUGGAUUUGAAAUGCCUAACAUCAAAAUGCCAUCAAUAUCAGGACCCAAGAUGCCAGAUUGGGAUAUUAAUCUGAAAGGACCCAAAAUAAAGGGCGAUGUCGAUGUUUCAGUUCCAAAGAUUGAGGGUGACAUAAAAGCUCCCAAGGUUGAUAUUGAAGGACCAGAUGUUGACAUUGAGGGCCACAAAGGAGGAUUUAAAAUGCCUAAAUUUAAAAUGCCAUCCUUUGGGAUGAAAGGCCCAAACGUUGAAGGGCCAGAUGUUGAUGUCAGCCUCCCAAAAGCUGAUAUUGAUAUUAAAGCCCCUGAAAUGGAAAUCAAAGGACCAGAUAUUGACAUUGACAGUCCAAGUGGAAAAAUCAAAGGACCCAAAUUCAGCAUGCCAACCAUUUCAGGACCAAAACUUUCCAUGCCAGAUGUGGAUUUCAAUCUGAGAGGACCGAAACUCAAAGGUGAUGUUGAUGUGGUAACUCCAAAGAUCGAAGGAGACAUUAAAACACCUGAAGUUAAGAUCAAGGGUCCUACCGUUGACUUAGAAUCUCCAGAAGGACAACUUAGUGGGCCAAAGGUGAAGUUACCAAAAAUGUCUGGACCGAAAAUAUCAUUGCCAGAUGUUGACAUCAAUGUGAAGGGGCCAAAGGUCAAGGGUGAUUUCAAAGGGGAUGUUCAGUUGCCAAAAGCUGAACUUGAGGGACCAGAUGUCACCAUUGAUGUUCCAGAAAUUGGUGCAAAGAAAGCUAAAUUCAAAAUGCCAAAAUUUGGAUUUAAGGGUUCAAAGAUAAAGGCCCCAGACACAGACGUGAAAAUGGCAAAAGGUGAUAUAAGUAUCAAAGGGAUGACUGGUAGCUCUGAAGGUCUUGAUCUUGACCUGGGAUUGACUGGUUCAAAAACUAAAGGAUCCAAAUUCAAGAUGCCAAAAUUUGGUUUCAAAGGCCCAAAAGUUGAAAUGCCAGAAGUUGAUGUUAAUCCGAACAUUUCCAUGCCAGAUGUGGAUUUUAAUGUGAAAGGUCCCAAACUCAAAGGGGAUUUGGAUGUGUCAGUUCCAAAGAUUAAGGGAGACAUAACAGGGCCUGAAGUUGACAUCAAAGGUCCAGAUAUGGAAUGUUCAAAGGGGGGAUUUGAAAUGCCUAAAAUUAAAAUGCCAUCUUUCAGCAUUAAGAGUCCCAAAGUAGAGGGCCCUGAUGUUGACAUUGAUCUUCCAAAAGCUGAUAUGGAGAUCAAAGCACCUGGAAUUGACAUGAAGGGGCAAGACAUUGAUGUUGAAGGCCCUGAUGCAAAAUUGAAAGGACCCAAAUUAAAGUUGCCAUCCGUACAAGCACCAAAGAUGCCAGACUGGGAUAUCAAUCUGAAAGGUCCAAAACUGAAAGGAGAUGUGAAUAUGAAAGGUCCUAAGAUUGAGGGAGAUAUUGAAACUCCUAAAAUAGACGUUGAAGUACCAGACAUUGACAUUGACAGUCCAAGUGCAAAAAUAAAGGGGCCAAAAUUCAAGAUGCCAACUAUCUCAGGACCGAAGAUUUCCAUGCCAGAUAUGGAUUUCAAUUUGAAAGGUCCCAAACUCAAAGGUGAUGUGGAUUUGUCAGUGCCAAAGAUUAAAGGAGACAUAAAAACACCUGAUUUUGACAUCAAAGGUCCACAGGUUGAUGUUGAAGGUUCAAAAGGUGGAUUUGAAAUGCCUAAAAUCAAAAUGCCAUCAUUUGGUUUCCAAGGUCCAAAAGUGGAGGGUCACGAUGUUGAUAUUAACCUUCCCAAGGCUAAAAUUGAUGUUAAAGCACCUGACGUUGACAUUAAAGGACCAGAGAUUGACAUUGAAGGACCUGAUGCAAAACUCAAAGGACCCAAAAUCAAAAUGCCAUCAGUAUCGGGACCCAAGAUGCCAGAUUGGGAUAUUAAUCUGAAAGGGCCAAAAAUAAAGGGAGAUGUUGACGUGUCAGUUCCAAAGAUCGAGGGUGACAUUAAAGGUCCCAAGGUCGAUAUUGAAGGACCAGAUGUUGACAUCGAGGGCCACAAAGGAGGAUUUAAAAUGCCUAAAUUUAAAAUGCCAUCCUUCGGAGUGAAAGGUCCAAAUAUUGAAGGGCCAGAAGUUGAUGUCAGCAUGCCGAAAGCUGAUAUUGAUAUCAAAGCACCUGAUGUUGACAUUAAAGGACCAGAGGUUGACAUAGAAGGACCGGACGCAAAACUGAAAGGACCCAAAUUCAGCAUGCCAACAAUUUCAGGACCAAAACUUUCCAUGCCUGAUGUGGAUUUCAAGCUGAAAGGUCCCAAACUCAAAGGUGAUGUGGAUUUGUCAGCACCAAAGAUGGAGGGAGACAUUGAAACACCUGAGUUUGAUAUCAAAGGUCCACAGGCUGAUAUUGAAGGUCUGAAAGGUGGAUUUGAAAUGCCUAAAAUCAAAAUGCCAUCAUUUGGCAUUAAAGGUCCAAAAGUAGAGGGUCCAGAUGUUGAUAUAAAUCUUCCCAAAGCAAACAUUGACGUGAAAGCACCUGACGUUGACAUCAAAGGACCAGAUUUUGACAUUGAGUGCCCAAGUGGUAAAAUCAAAGGACCCAAAUUCAACAUGCCAAACAUUUCAGGACCAAAACUUUCCAUGCCAGAUGUGGAUUUCAAGCUGAAAGGUCCCAAACUUAAAGGUGAUGUGGAUAUGUCAGCGCCAAAGAUCGAAGGAGACAUUGAAACACCUGACAUUGACAUCAAAGGUCCACAGGUUGAUAUCAAAGGACCUAAGGGAGGAUUUGACAUGCCUAAAAUCAAAAUGCCAUCAUUUGGAUUCAAAGGUCCAAAAGUAGAGGGUCCAGAUGUUGAUAUAAACCUUCCCAAGGCAAACAUUGACAUGAAAGCACCUGAUGUUGACAUUAAAGGGCCAGAGAUAGAUGUUGCAGGCCCUGAUGCAAAACUCAAAGGACCCAAAAUCAAAAUGCCAUCAAUGUCAGGACCUACAAUGCCAGAUUGGGAUAUUAGUCUGAAAGGGUCCAAAAUAAAGGGAGAUGUCGACGUGUCAGUUCCAAAGAUUGAGGGUGAUAUAAAAGCUCCCAAGGUCCAUAUUGAAGGACCAGAUGUUGACAUUGAUGGCCACAAAGGAGGAUUUAAAAUGCCUAAAUUUAAAAUGCCAUCCUUUGGGCUGAAAGGUCCAAAUGUUGAAGGGCCAGAUGUUGAUGUCAGCCUCCCGAAAGCUGAUAUUGAUAUUAAAGCCCCUGAAUUGGAUAUCAAAGGACCAGAUUUUAACAUUGACAGUCCAAGUGGAAAAAUCAAAGGACCCAAAUUCAGCAUGCCAACAAUUUCAGGACCGAAACUUUCCAUGCCAGAUGUGGAUUUCAAACUGAAAGGUCCCAAACUCAAAGGUGAUGUGGAUAUGUCAGUGCCAAAGAUCGAAGGAGACGUUGAAACACCUGACCUUGACAUCAAAGGUCCACAGGUUGAUAUCAAAGGGCAUACGGGUGGAUUUGACAUGCCUAAAAUCAAAAUGCCAUCAUUUGGAUUCAAAGGUCCAAAAGUAGAGGGUCCAGAUGUUGAUAUAAACCUUCCCAAGGCAAACAUUGACGUGAAAGCACCUGAUGUUGACAUUAAAGGGCCAGAGAUAGAUGUUGCAGGCCCUGAUGCAAAACUCAAAGGACCCAAAAUCAAACUGCCAUCAAUGUCAGGACCCACAAUGCCAGAUUGGGAUAUUAGUGUGAAAGGACCCAAGGUGAAGGGAGAUGUUGACGUGUCAAUUCCAAAGAUUGAGGGUGAUAUAAAAGCUCCUAAGGUCGAUAUUGAAGGACCAGAUGUUGACAUUGAGGGCCACAAAGGAGGAUUUAAAAUGCCUAAAUUUAAAAUGCCAUCUUUUGGGCUGAAAGGUCCAAAUGUUGAAGGGCCAGAUGUUGAUGUCAGCCUCCCGAAAGCUGAAAUUGAUAUUAAAGCCCCUGAAUUGGAUAUCAAAGGACCAGAUUUUAACAUUGACAGUCCAAGUGGAAAAAUCAAAGGACCCAAAUUCAACAUGCCAAACAUUUCAGGACCAAAACUUUCCAUGCCAGAUGUGGAUUUCAAACUGAAAGGUCCCAAACUCAAAGGUGAUGUGGAUAUGUCAGUGCCAAAGAUCGAAGGAGACGUUGAAACACCUGACCUUGACAUCAAAGGUCCACAGGUUGAUAUCAAAGGGCCUACGGGUGGAUUUGACAUGCCUAAAAUCAAAAUGCCAUCAUUUGGAUUCAAAGGUCCAAAAGUAGAGGGUCCAGAUGUUGAUAUAAACCUUCCCAAGGCAAACAUUGACGUGAAAGCACCUGAUGUUGACAUUAAAGGGCCAGAGAUAGACGUUGCAGGCCCUGAUGCAAAACUCAAAGGACCAAAAAUCAAACUGCCAUCAAUGUCAGGACCCACAAUGCCAGAUUGGGAUAUUAAUCUGAAAGGGCCCAAGGUGAAGGGAGAUGUUGACGUGUCAGUUCCAAAGAUUGAGGGUGAUAUAAAAGCUCCUAAGGUCGAUAUUGAAGGACCAGAUGUUGACAUUGAGGGUCACAAAGGAGGAUUUAAAAUGCCUAAAUUUAAAAUGCCAUCUUUUGGGAUGAAAGGUCCAAAUGUUGAAGGUCCAGAUGUUGAUGUCAGCCUCCCAAAGGCUGAUAUUGAUAUUAGCCCUGAAUUGGACAUAAAAGGACCAGAUAUUGACAUUGACAGUCCAAGUGGAAAAAUCAAAGGACCCAAAUUCAACAUGCCAACCAUUUCAGGACCAAAACUUUCCAUGCCAGAUGUGGAUUUCAAGCUAAAAGGUCCCAAACUCAAAGGUGAUGUGGACAUGUCAGUGCCAAAGAUCGAGGGAGACAUUGAAACGCCUGACUUUGACAUCAAAGGUCCACAGGUUGAUAUCAAAGGGCCUAAGGGUGGAUUUGACAUGCCUAAAAUCAAAAUGCCAUCAUUUGGAUUCAAAGGUCCAAAAGUAGAGGGUCCAGAUGUUGAUAUUAACCUUCCCAAGGCUAACAUUGAUUUGAAAGCACCUGCCCUUGAUAUUAAAGGGCCAGAGAUUGACAUUGCAGGUCCUGAUGCAAAUCUUAAAGGACCAAAAAUCAAACUGCCAUCAAUGUCAGGACCCGCAAUGCCAGAUUGGGAUAUUAGUGUGAAAGGACCCAAGGUGAAGGGAGAUGUCGACGUGUCAGUUCCAAAGAUUGAGGGUGACAUAAAAGCUCCCAAGGUCGAUAUUGAAGGACCAGAUGUUGACAUUGAUGGUCACAAAGGAGGAUUUAAAAUGCCUAAAUUUAAAAUGCCAUCCUUUGGGCUGAAAGGUCCAAAUGUUGAAGGGCCAGAUGUUGAUGUCAGCCUCCCGAAAGCUGAUAUUGAUAUUAAAGCCCCUGAAUUGGACAUCAAAGGACCAGAUUUUGACAUUGACAGUCCAAGUGGAAAAAUCAAAGGACCCAAAUUCAACAUGCCAACCAUUUCAGGACCAAAACUUUCCAUGCCAGAUGUGGAUUUCAAGCUAAAAGGUCCCAAACUCAAAGGUGAUGUGGACAUGUCAGUGCCAAAGAUCGAAGGAGACAUUGAAACGCCUGACUUUGACAUUAAAGGUCCACAGGUUGAUAUCAAAGGGCCUAAGGGUGGAUUUGACAUGCCUAAAAUGAAAAUGCCAUCAUUUGGAUUCAAAGGUCCAAAAGUAGAGGGUCCAGAUGUUGAUAUAAACCUUCCCAAGGCAAACAUUGAUGUGAAAGCACCUGGCCUUGACAUUAAAGGGCCAGAGAUUGACAUUGACAGUCCAAGUGGAAAAAUCAAAGGACCCAAAUUCAACAUGCCAACCAUUUCAUCCCCGAAAAUAUCUAUGCCAAAUAUGGAUCUCAAUCUGAAAGGUCCCAAACUCAAAGGUGAUGUGGAUUUGUCAGCUCCAAAGAUUGAAGGAGACGUUAAAACACCUCAUGUUGAUAUCAAAGGUCCAGAAGUCAACAUUGAAGGGCCUAAGGGUGGAUUUGAAAUACCUAAAAUCACAAUGCCAUCAUUUAACAUGAAAGGUCCAAAAGUGGAGGGCCCAGAUGUUGAUAUUAACCUUCCCAAAGCUAACAUUGAUGUGAAAGCACCUGGGGUUCAUAUUAAAUCCCCAGAGAUUGACAUUGAAGGCCCUGAUGCAAAAAUCAAAGGACCAAAAUUCAACAUGCCAUCCGUUUCAGGUCCUAAAAUAUCCAUGCCAAAUGUGGAUUUCAAUCUGAAAAGUCCCAAACAUAAAGGUGAUGUGGAUGUCUCAGCUCCAAAGAUAGAGGGAGGCAUUAAAACCCCUGGCAUUGACAUUAAAGGUCCAGAGGUUGAUAUUGAAGGGCCAAAGGGUGGAUUUGAAAUGCCUAAAAUCAAAACGCCUUCAUUUGGCUUUAAAGGUCCACAGUUGGAAGGCCCAGGCAUUGAUGUCAGCCUUCCCAAAUCUAAUAUUGAUGUUAAAGCACCUGAGCUUGACAUCAACCUAAAAGGGUCCAAAGUCAAAGGAAAGAUGGAUGCAACAGUGCCCAAAGUGGAAGGAGAUAUCAAAGGUCCAAAUGCUAACAUUGCAGUACCCACCAUCACUAUGGAAGGUGUGUCUAUUGAGCCUGUAAAUACAGGUGUUACAUUUCCCAAGUUCAAAGGUCCUAAGUUUGGAAUGAAAUCCACAGACGUGGAGGGGCCUGAAUCCAUUGUGAAGACACCCACGUUUAGUGUGGGAGCAAAAGAUUCCAAAAAAGAAGUUAGUCUCCCAGAUACUGAAGCAAGUCUUGAUGUCCCUGAUGUUGACAUCAAUGUAAAGGGGAAAAAGGGAAAAUUUAAACUUCCUAAAGUCAAAGGAAAGGCAAAGAAACCUGAUGUUGACAUAGAAACACCAGCUGUAAACCUGGAUGUAGACACCCCUAAUAUUCAUGUCAAAGGCAAAAAGGUAAAGAAGCUUUUUGGUAAGCUUAAUUUUCCUGAUGUGGAAUUAGAUAUCAAAUCACCAAAAACGAAAGGCGAUGGAUCGUUAUCAGAAGGAAUGAAAUCAUCUGACGUAGAUUUGCGAUCUGCUAGCUUGAACACGGCCAUUGAAGGUUCUGGGACUGGCAGUCCAAAUGUUCAUUUGCAAGGGCCAGAUGUGAAAUUGAAGACUCCUAAUAUUAAAAUGUCAAAUGUAAACAUAUCUACCCCUGAUAUUGAUGCAAAUCUAAACAGACAAGGAGAGGCAGGUAUUUCUGCAGGUUUCAAAGGCAAAAAUAUAAAUGUGAAAGGUGGUGCAGAGAUUGAUGCAAGUGUUUCAGGGGAUAAUGCCACUGGUGACCUUCAUUACCCAGAGGGUACUGUAACAUUUCCCAAAAUGAAGGUACCAAAAUUUGGUAUUGCUCUGCCUCAGUUGGAAGGACAGCAUGGUGGAGGAAAUGUUGAAUCAGAACUUGCUGCUAGUGGAGACAUCAACAUUCAGUCUCCAUCUGUUAGCUGCCAAGUCAGUUCACAAAAUAUUGAGGUUCCCAGUCCAGAAAUAAGGCACAGUGAGGGCAAAGUAAAAGUAAAGAUGCCAAUUUUUGGCAAAUCAAAGGCAAAGGGCAGUAGUGUAGGUGACCUUCGGGGACCAGAGGUAGAACUGAGCACUAGUGGAAAAGGCGGUAAGGUCUCUAAAGAUGUAAGUGUACAUACUGGUGAACUGAUGGGUGGAAAAUUUGAGGGUGACCCUGGACUCAGUGUGUCAACUAAAGGCAAGUCCGCCUCACUGGAUCUAUUUAAGAAAUCAAGGCAUCGGUCUUCUUCUCUCAGUGAUGAAGGGGGGCUUGCAGUUAGUUCUCCUUCCGGUCACUUAGAAGCUGAGGGUGGUGACAUUUCAUUAGACCUUGGAGAAAGCAAGGUCAAAGGAAAGAAAGGAAAGUUGAAGUUUGGUACCUUUGGAGGUUUUGGUUCAAAGUCAAAGGGCUCAUACGAAGUGACGCUUGGUGAGGAGAGUGAAGCAGGAGUGGAGGGCAGUGCAGGUGUUUCUCUAGCCUCUAAAAAAUCGAGAUUGUCUUCGUCUUCCAGCAAUGACAGUGGUUCAAAAGGAGGUUUCAGGUUCCCAAGACUUGAACUAUCUGUUUCACCAAAAAAAGAUUAAUUAUGAGGCAAAUUAAACUCUCUCAUGUACAUGCAAAUGCACUCUCCUAAAAUGGCAAAUUCAUCAAAUUGUUUAAAACCUGAGAGGACAAACACAGUCAUCUCAGUUUUAAUGACUUUUUAAUGACUAACUAUUAUUUUCAGUAAUUAGACAGGAGUGCAUGAGAUUGUUUAAAUUCCCUUCAAACUGUAAAUAAGAUUAAUUUGUAUUGUAAUAAUAAAUAUUUCUUUUUGUACAUAGACAAGAUUUAUUGAACAUAUGCCAUUUCACCAAAUUUUCAACAAUAGUUUAUAACAGGGUUUGUCAUUUAUUUCAUUUUAUUAAAUGAAUGUUGUUAAUGAACGGGUGUGGUAUAUUUGUAUCCAGGGACAGAAGAGAUAGUUACAGUAGUUAUUUUGAAGGAAAAUGUUGUUUAUACAAAAAUAUUAAACAGUUCCAAUUUUUCUUUAUGUAAGAAAUGAUUUAAUUUUCAAGCUUUGAUAUUAUAUAAUCAGUGCAGAAGCAGAAUUUACUCAUCAUAGAGCUGGUCCUUCAUAACACAUUCUAAAGAGUGGUGGUGUUGUAUAUACCAUAAUUACAAAAACAAUCACUGUCAACUCUGUCAAUAGUUGUCAGUACUUUUAUUCACCCUUAAAUUCUGUGCCAUUUACCAUAAAUAUGCAUUUGUUUCAUUUGUUUUAAACAUGUUUUGUUUCUUUAUCCUGUCAUUUUAAUUUUCAUUUCAUAUUUUAUGAUCCUCUAUAUUUUAUUUUCUGUCAAUCUGUCUUUGUACACACACCUUAUGAUUAAGUAAAAAAUAAACAGUCACUUUUUGAUCUAAUUUGUUUGCAAAAAAAAUCUGUGUUGAUAAGAGAGUUGAUGGAGAUAAAGCAUGAUUCUUUGGGUCUAUUAUUUUGUGUGCAUUCUGCCAAUCAAACUCAAUAAAAAGAUUUAUAAAAUGUAUAACAUUU